Molecule: messenger RNA, 1469 nt
Organism: Stegodyphus dumicola
Lineage: Eukaryota; Metazoa; Arthropoda; Arachnida; Araneae; Eresidae
Product: galactose-3-O-sulfotransferase 2-like
Biological process (GO): glycolipid biosynthetic process
Cellular component (GO): membrane
Molecular function (GO): galactosylceramide sulfotransferase activity
Source: RefSeq, a predicted model, not a curated record
GGUAAGGCAUGCAAGGGCUGUCUUUCUAAAGAGAGAGAUGCCAUCCUGGAGGAAUUUCGAAGGGAAGCUGACUUUGAGUGGACGAAACCUGAAAUACACAAUUCUUUCAAAACAAUUUCAUGCUUACCAAGAAAAAACAUAGUAUUUCUCAAAACGCACAAAUGCGCCAGUUCUUCUGUCCAGAAUAUACUGAUGCGUUAUGCGCACACACGGAAUUUGACUAUCGUGAUUCCUGUGCUUCCAAAGUACAAUCAUUUUUUCUCUUUAGUGAAGCCAUUUCGAAAAGAAAUGAUUGCAGGUGCUCCUUGGGAAAUCCUCGGAUACAAUAUAAUAUGCCACCACAUGGUGUUCAAUAAACCAGUUAUAGAAAAGAUUAUGCCAAAAGAUACGCUUUACAUAUCCAUUGUCCGAGAUCCAGUGAGCUUAUUUGAAUCAUUAUAUGAGUAUUCCGAGUUGAAGGACUUUUACCACAUGGAUAUUGAAGAAUAUGCAAGAGGAACAAAAAAUGCGACAAUUGCAACAAAGCUACGAAAUCGUUCAAAUGGCAUGGGGAGAAAUCAAAUGUUAUUUGAUUUUGGAGUACAUCCAUCAUUCUUUGACAAUCCCAGAAUGGUCCAGAAAGCAGUAGAAAAUAUAGAAAAAAAUUUUGAUUUCAUGAUGAUCGCAGAGUAUUUUGAUGAAUCGAUUGUGCUUCUCAGACAUAUACUUUGUUGGGAGUUAGAUGAUGUCAUUAGCCUUACAAUAAAUGCUCGCAUGGAUAAUUACAGAAAAAAUCUUUCCGAAGAAGCUACUAAAAACAUCCUGGACUGGAAUUGGGGAGAUAAAAUAUUAUACGAUACAUUUUUAAAAAAAUUUCGAGAAACUGUAAAGGAAUUUGGAGAAGACCGCAUAAACUCUGAAGUGCAAGAACUUCGGAAAAAACGCCAAGACUGGUUUGACUACUGUGUACAAAAAGAAGUUGAGUCAAGGAAUUUAACUUCAUAUAAAAUCUGGAGCAAUAAAGUAACUGCUUAUUUGUUGAAACCAACUGUUCGCAACAUAACUUGUGAAGACUUGGUGAAACCUGAGAAGUACUUUACAUCAGAAAUCAGGCAAUACCAACUUAUCAGAAGUUUAAUAAAAGGUGCAUCUGUAAAGAAUUAUGGUCCUAUGUCAUUAAGGCAUUUAAUAGAUUUAAAAGUUUUAAAAGGUAAAGAGGAAGAGAUUGCAAGAAAUUUACUAAUGAAUCAGUAUAAAAGCAGACGAAAAUUCCACCAUUUGCAGCAUGGUUAAAAAAUAUGGUAAAUUUUUUCCUAACAGUGUAAGAGGACAAAACUGUACUACUGUUUCAUGUGAUGAACAGUAUUUUAGAAAAUUAUUUAUAUAUUAAACAAGCAAUUAAAUUAUUCAUUACACAUGGGAAUUUAAUCACACAUUUGAAAAGUAAAAACUGUAAAAAUCCAAUAUUUUAAUAAAAACGUACAAAAAUA